CUUGCAGGGCCGGAGCCGCACUACCGAGACGGAAGCCUAGAGCGGCCGCCCCGCCCGCGUCUCCCCUCCACUCCGCCCGGCCGCCUCUAUCCCGGAAGUUGUAGCUGAGCGCUCGCUAGCGAGCACCUCUCCCCUGCGAUCUGGAGCGCCGGUGCUGGCGGAGCCGUCACCAUGCCCCUGGCUAGAGAUCUAUUACACCCUUCCUUGGAAGAGGAAAAGAAAAAACAUAAGAAGAAACGGCUGGUUCAGAGCCCAAAUUCUUACUUCAUGGAUGUGAAAUGUCCAGGUUGCUACAAGAUUACUACAGUUUUCAGCCACGCUCAGACAGUGGUUCUCUGCGUAGGUUGUUCAACAGUGUUGUGCCAGCCCACAGGAGGAAAAGCCAGGCUCACAGAAGGCUGUUCAUUUAGAAGAAAGCAACACUAAUCACCUGUACAAGUUCCUGAGUUUGUGUUUUUCACAGAAAGCCUUAUCAAGUUCAGUGACUCUACCAAGACAAUGUAACUGUGUUUGAUUUUAUAAAGUAUACAACAGUGAUCUCCUAUUUUGGUGUCAGUUUUUCAAUAAAGUUUUAAUUAUGGACAAA
Messenger RNA from Peromyscus maniculatus bairdii (prairie deer mouse), 586 nucleotides. It is a transcript of the gene Rps27l, whose product is annotated as ribosomal protein S27 like. Gene Ontology annotation, molecular function: structural constituent of ribosome. Gene Ontology annotation, biological process: translation. NCBI's taxonomy places the organism in Eukaryota, Metazoa, Chordata, Mammalia, Rodentia, Cricetidae. The record is from RefSeq and is a predicted model, not a curated record. Gene Ontology annotation, cellular component: ribosome.